UACAACUGGAUUGGAAACAAAAAAGGUACUAAUUUAUGUAGGAUUCCACACUAAACCCUUUUCAUUAAGUACUUUCUAGUACAGUGUUUUGCAACCCUGUAGCAAAGAAAAGCAAAUGCAGAAAGUAAAUUGUAAAACACAGUCAGUGAAAUUGGUUGCAAAAAGACAAGUUAGUCAGAUUAGCAAAUAUAAAAGGUGUUUAUGUAGACUAACUAGUCGCUGCCAAUAUGCCUGGGGCUAUGUUCCUAUAAAUUGAGGCCUAAGAAUCGAUUUUGUGCAUAAGCAAAGGAGAGCAGAGGUUUAUCUGGGACAGAAAAGUGCUAUUAGCGCUACGGAAGCAAACUUUGUGUGCAGUUUGUAACACCACCGUGGCUGAGGUAUGGAGAAGAGCGAUCAUAUUUCAGUAACAUUGUCAGGUGCUGGUGUUGGUGGCACUGAAGAAGACAGUCUAACUGCCAAGCAGCCCAAACGGCGUAGCUUGCGACGGGCAUGGAAUCAACUGCCUCGAUGCCAGCAAAAUAUUAUCGGCCUAUGCAUAGUAUCGGCAAUAUUUAUGUUAAUUAUUCACAUACCCUACGGAAUUUUUGAUGCUCGUCGGGUGAAGGUACUUCGCGUCGAUUCAUCGAUUAGUGCAGGUUGGAUUCCUAUUAAGUCACCAUCUGACACUCCAUCAAAAGACGGGAUACUCAUGGCUCAUGCCGACAAUCUUAACGAUAUAGUUGACAAUGCGUUACUGGAAACCAACCAGAAGCCCGUGUUAUUACCAAAAAAAAACCCGUCAGAAUUCCAAGAGAUAAAGUCACUCGAUUCCAACAAUCUGGAUCAGAAGAAUGACGAUGGUGUCGAAAGUGCAGCAGUAUUACCAGAAAGUCAGAAGUCAAACGCUUUACAGGGUCCUUUAGUUGAUGCUCCUAAUAAAAUAAGUAUACAAGAAAUCAACAUCAACGAUAAUCACAUUGAAAGUCCCUCCGUUGAUGCUAAGGCGAGCACUGAAGAUGUUGAGCGUGUCGCUUUGGAAGCAGCUGUGUUAAAUCCGCGAGUUGUGCCUGGCACAAAUAAUAUUGCAAUUAAUGAUUUUGUCAACAGUCUAGACACCUAUACCUUGCCGCAAAAGCAACAUUUCCACGGCGCUACAAAUGAGCGUCAAACUUCUGUUAUUGCGGCUUUCAAGCACUCAUGGAGCGGUUAUAAAAAGUAUGCUUGGGGACAUGACAACUUGAAGCCAUUAUCACAGGGUUCGCACGAUUGGUUUGGCUUGGGUUUGACCAUCGUAGACUCGCUGGACACAAUGUAUAUAAUGGGUUUAGAGGAUGAAUUUAAUGAGGGUCGUGAGUGGGUCAACAAUUUCCUCACUUUUGAUAUCAAUCGGGAUGUGAAUCUGUUCGAAGUGACUAUACGUGUGUUAGGUGGCCUACUGUCUGCUUACCAUUUAAGUGGUGAUAAAAUGUUUUUGACGAAGUCGAUUGAGCUAGGCAAUCGCAUGUUGCCGUGCUUUCUCUCGGCCUCUGGCAUACCAUUUUCUGAUGUAAAUCUGGCAUCAAUGAGUGCACACUCGCCUAAAUGGUCCCCAGAUAGUUCGACCAGCGAAGUAACUACCAUUCAGUUGGAAUUUCGUGAUCUCAGCCGAUCUGCUAAUAUAUCAAUUUAUGAAAUAGUGUCUCAUGCAGUUAAUAAGAAGGUCCAUGCGUUAGAGAAAAUCAAUGGUCUGGUACCGAUAUUUAUAAAUGCAAAUACAGGCACGUUUAGAAAUUAUGCCACAAUAUCCUUGGGUGCGCGCGGUGACUCCUAUUAUGAGUACCUAUUAAAACAAUGGCUACAAACUGGACGAAAAAGAGAUGAUUUUCUUAUUUCGGACUAUAUACGGGCUAUUGACGGAGUAUUAACGAAGCUGUUGCGUCGUACGCCCAAAGAACAGCAUGUCUAUAUUGGUGAAUUAAUCAAUGGGAAAGACUUCAAACCGAAGAUGGACCAUCUUACUUGCUAUCUACCUGGCACAUUGCUUUUGGGACACAAAUUUGGAAUGCCUACUUCACAUUUGUUGCUCGCGCGCGAUCUCCUCGAGACCUGCUAUCAAACAUAUAUGCGGCAACCUACACAGCUGGCGCCUGAAAUAUCAUAUUUUGCACUGACUGCGAAUGAAGAGCAAGACAUUUACGUGAAGCCCAAUGAUGCUCACAAUCUUUUGCGUCCCGAAUUUAUAGAGAGUCUAUAUUAUUUCUAUGCAUUGACGGGCAAUCGUACCUAUCAGGAUAUGGGUUGGAAUAUUUUCCAAGCUUUUGAGAAAUACACUAAAGUAGCUUAUGGUUAUACGUCGAUUGGCAAUGUUAAGCAUGUUUUUAACACAAGACUGCGUGAUAUGAUGGAGAGUUUUUGGUUGAGUGAAACACUUAAAUAUUUCUACCUUUUGUUCAGCGACAAUCGCAAAGAAAUUGAUUUGGAUAAGUGGGUGUUCAAUUCGGAAGCGCAUCUGCUACCUUUGAGAAACCACUAAGAUCAUAAUUGCUUGCAUGUGUGUACGCGUGCGUGUGUGCAACAAAUGUAUGUAACCGUGACCAUGGCACCGUUAAUCACUCUCAAUGUAAAUAUUAUUUACACUUAUUUAUACAUGCAUACAAACAUAGUGCGUAUUAUCACGAAACUUGAAUGAAGUGUAUGUAAUCGUGAUUUUACUUUUGCGUUUGCGCUCAGGUCGUACAGUGGUCGUAAUAAUUAUAGCACCACCACAUUUUGGCAAGUUUUAAAAUUUUUUCUUUGUUAUUUAAUUUUGAUUAUUAUUA
This is a messenger RNA of Rhagoletis zephyria (snowberry fruit fly), 2777 nucleotides long. RefSeq names its product alpha-Mannosidase class I b (gene alpha-Man-Ib). Gene Ontology annotation, cellular component: membrane; endoplasmic reticulum. Gene Ontology annotation, biological process: carbohydrate metabolic process; mannose trimming involved in glycoprotein ERAD pathway. Gene Ontology annotation, molecular function: mannosyl-oligosaccharide 1,2-alpha-mannosidase activity; calcium ion binding. The record is from RefSeq and is a predicted model, not a curated record. Lineage: Eukaryota; Metazoa; Arthropoda; Insecta; Diptera; Tephritidae.